AUGGAGCCCGCGCCGCUCUUCACAUUCGGUGUCAUAGCCGACAUUCAGUUCGCGGACAUCGACGACGGUUACAAUUUCACGCGGACUCGGAGGCGUUAUUACCGAAGCAGUCUCCAGCUGCUGAAAAACGCCAAGAAAAGCUGGGCCGAGUCCGCCGUCAAGCCGGACUUCAUCCUCCAGCUGGGGGACGUCAUUGACGGCUUCAACAAGGGCCACGGCGCCUCGGAGCGCGCGCUGGACGCGGUGCUGCGCGAGCUCGGCUCGCUCGGCGUGAAGGUGCACCACGUGUGGGGAAACCACGAGUUCUAUAACUUCACCCGGAGCGCGCUGCUGCGUUCAGGGCUCAACAGCAGACAGUCCGACAGCCGCCCGAACGGAGUCCCGCCUGGUCCCGACAUCUACGCCUACCACUUCAGCCCGUUUCCCGGUUUCACUUUCGUUGUUUUGGACGCCUAUGACGUGAGUCUGCUGGGCAGGGAGGAGUCCAGUGAGCAGUAUUGCCAGGCCAUGGAAUUAAUCAAGCUUCACAACAAGAACGAGGACCUCAAUUGUCCACCUGUGUCAGGGGACUAUGAGGAAAGAUUCACCAUGUUCAACGGCGGGUUCAGCAAGAGGCAGCUGGACUGGUUGGAUUCCAUCCUGACCACAUCGGAUGAAAAACAUGAAAGAGUCACGAUUGUCAGUCACCUCCCUGUCCACCCCAACUCUACAGACUCCGUUUGCCUGGCGUGGAACUUCGAUGAGCUCUUGGCCAUCAUCAGAUCCCACAGCAGCGUGGUGGCUUACAUGGCCGGACACGCCCACGACGGCGGCUACUGCCAGGAUAAGGACACAGGGGUCCACCACCUGACCGUGGACGGGGUGAUCGAAACCCCACCCGACAGCGAUGCCUUCGGGACCGUGUCCGUCUACUCGGACAGGAUGGUCCUAAAGGGGAACGGGAGGCUUGUGGAUAGAGUUUUUCACUGGGUCAGCCCACGCCUCGGCUUGUUUGUUGCUCGUCGUAAACGCAAAGCUCUGAAGCUGAAUUUCGCCAACCCUCCAGUGAAACCCAGCUCCAGGCUCCCGAUCAAUCCCACCCCUCCAUCUUUCCAGAACCCUCACAUAGAGCGUCUGCGGACACACAGCAUCGAGUCGUCCGGGAAGCUAAAGAUCUCCCCGGAGCAGCACUGCGACUUCACCGCGGAGGACCUGAGGGACCUCGGGGAGAUCGGCCGCGGGGCGUACGGCUCCGUCAACAACAUGGUCCACAAACCGACGGGCCAGAUCAUGGCUGUAAAGAGGAUUCGCUCCACUGUCGACGAGAAGGAGCAGAAGCAGCUGCUGAUGGACCUGGACGUGGUGAUGAGGAGUAGCGACUGUCCCUACAUUGUCCAGUUCUACGGCGCCCUCUUCAGAGAGGGGGACUGUUGGAUUUGUAUGGAGCUUAUGUCUACCUCACUAGACAAAUUCUACAAAUAUGUAUAUUGUGCAUUAGAUGACGUCAUUCCAGAGGAAAUAUUAGGAAAGAUAACUUUAGCAACUGUUAAAGCACUGAACCACUUAAAAGAAAACUUGAAAAUAAUUCACAGAGACAUUAAACCUUCCAACAUUCUAAUGGACCGUAAGGGUAAUAUCAAACUGUGUGAUUUCGGCAUCAGCGGCCAGCUGGUGGAUUCCAUAGCAAAGACCAGAGAUGCAGGCUGCAGGCCUUACAUGGCGCCAGAAAGAAUAGACCCCAGCGCUUCCAGACAAGGCUACGAUGUCCGGUCCGAUGUGUGGAGCUUGGGAAUCACUCUGUAUGAGCUGGCCACAGGACGCUUCCCCUACCCCAAAUGGAAUAGUGUUUUUGACCAGCUGACCCAGGUGGUGAAAGGAGAGCCUCCACAGCUCAGCAACUCAGAGGAGAGGCAGUUCUCCCCAAAAUUCAUUAACUUUGUUAACCUAUGCCUUACAAAAGAAGAAUCAAAAAGGCCAAAGUACAAGGAGCUUCUGAGACACCCCUUUAUCCUGAUGUAUGAGGAGCGCUUUGUGGACGUCGCCAACUAUGUGUGUCGCAUCCUGGAUCAGUUCCCAGCCUCCCCCAUCUCCCCCAUGUAUGUGGACUGA
This is a messenger RNA of Menidia menidia (Atlantic silverside), 2088 nucleotides long. Lineage: Eukaryota; Metazoa; Chordata; Actinopteri; Atheriniformes; Atherinopsidae. The record is from the annotation of a GenBank genome assembly.